This is a messenger RNA of Trichomonas vaginalis G3, 210 nucleotides long. RefSeq names its product protein of unknown function, DUF4106 family. The coding region runs from base 1 to 210 and encodes 69 amino acids. The transcript has a single exon. The record is from RefSeq and is a predicted model, not a curated record. NCBI's taxonomy places the organism in Eukaryota, Parabasalia, Trichomonadida, Trichomonadidae.
AUGGACACAGACACAGGCAUGCACCAAAACAACAACAACAACCAACAGUUCAAAAUCCAGCACCACAACCAACAGUUCAAAACCCAGCACCACAACCAACAGUUCAAAACACUGCACAACAACCAACAGUUCAAAACCCUGCACAACAACAACCACAAACAGAGCAAGGACAUAAAAGAAGUAGAGAACAAGGAAACCAAGAAUUCUUAA